This is a messenger RNA of Rhea pennata, 1426 nucleotides long. RefSeq names its product proline-serine-threonine phosphatase interacting protein 1 (gene PSTPIP1). NCBI's taxonomy places the organism in Eukaryota, Metazoa, Chordata, Aves, Rheiformes, Rheidae. Gene Ontology annotation, molecular function: actin filament binding. Gene Ontology annotation, cellular component: plasma membrane; actin filament; cytoplasm. The transcript is spliced from 15 exons. The record is from RefSeq and is a predicted model, not a curated record. The coding region runs from base 142 to 1365 and encodes 407 amino acids. Gene Ontology annotation, biological process: actin filament polymerization.
AGACAGGACUGUGGAUGUGUUUCACUUGCUGCUUCGCCUGGGCUAUAGCAACAACUUCAAAGCUCAGCGCUGCUGCUGCUGCUCUCUUCUGAGAACAAACUUCUUGCUGAAGGAUUCCUGCCCCUCCAUAAGCUGAUAGUAAUGACCCAGCUGCAGUUUAAAGAUGCAUUUUGGUGCAAGGAGUUCACUUUCCACACUGGCUAUGAGGUGCUUGUACAACGACUGCUAGAUGGAAGGAAGAUGUGCAAAGAUGUGGAGGAUUUGCUCAAGCAGAGAGCACAGGCAGAAGAGAGAUACGGCAAAGAGUUGAUUCAGAUUGCUCGAAAAGCAGGAGGACAAACAGAAGUCAACACACUGAGGGCAGCAUUUGAGAGCCUUAAGCAACAAAUUGAAAGUGUUGGAAACUCUCAUAUCCAGCUGGCAGUAAUGCUGAAGGAUGAACUGAAAGGAAUAGAGGAGUUCCGAGAACGACAAAAAGAGCAAAGAAAAAAGUACGAGUCUGCAAUGGAGCACAUGCAGAAGACCAAGUUGUUGCAUUAUAAGAAAACAAUGGAGUCGAAGAAGACCUACGAGCAGAAGUGCAGGGAAGCGGAUGAAGCUGAGCAGUCCUUUGAACGGACAAGCACUUCUGGCAACCAAAAGCAAAUAGAAAAGAGUCAGAACAAAGCCAAGCAAUGCAGAGACGCAGCAAAUGAAGCAGAGAAGGUGUACAAACAGCACAUAGAGCAGCUGGAUAAGGUCAGGACAGACUGGGAACAGGAACACAUCAAAACCUGCGAGGUCUUCCAACUCCAGGAGUGUGACCGCAUCACCAUCCUCCGAAACUCACUGUGGGUUCAUUGUAACCAGCUCUCCACACAGUGCGUGAAAGACGAUGAGCUGUAUGAAGAGGUUCGGGUAAGCCUGGAGAACUGUGUUAUAGAGUCAGACAUAGACUACUUCAUCAAGACCAAAAUGACAGGAACACAACCUCCAGGUGCAAUAGGUUAUGAGAACUAUUAUGACAGACAACAGAACAGAACUAACAGCAGCUCAACCCCGUCUUGUGGGAUGAUGAAAAGAUUCUCUGGCUUACUACAUGGAAGCAGCAAAAACAAUGGGGAAAGCAUCAUUCCUUCUGCCCCUCCUCUUGCAGAGAAAACAGAUGGGGUCUAUGCAUCCAUUUUUGCAAAUGAACAAGCAGAAAUCAUAUCAUCACAGGACUACAGAGUACUUUAUGACUACACAGCCCAGAACACAGAUGAACUGGACAUCAACGAAGGAGACAUUGUAACCGUCAUUGAAGAAAGAGAGGAUGGUUGGUGGACAGCAGAAAGGAAUGGGCAGCGAGGCUAUGUGCCAGGGUCCUAUCUUGAAAAGCUCUGAUGGAAAGUAGCUGCAGUCCUCAGACUUUAAAAAUAUUGAAAUAUUGUACUACUGAAAGAAA